Molecule: messenger RNA, 1255 nt
Organism: Rhodamnia argentea
Lineage: Eukaryota; Viridiplantae; Streptophyta; Magnoliopsida; Myrtales; Myrtaceae
Product: probable carboxylesterase 2
Exons: 2
Coding region: 91-1074 (327 amino acids)
Molecular function (GO): hydrolase activity
Source: RefSeq, a predicted model, not a curated record
UCCCUGCUUGAGCCAUCGCUGUUUCUUGCCUCUCCCACUCAUCAUCUUCGCCUGUCUCUGAUUAAGAUCGUUGACCUCUCUCUCUCUUUCAUGGAUUCAGCCAAGGAGGUUUCGCUCGAGAUCUUCCCCUACAUCAGAGUCUACAAAGACGGCACCUUCGACCGCCUUGCCGGCUUCGAGAUCGCCCCGCCCGGCCUCGACCCCGAGACCCGAGUUGAGUCCAAGGACGUCCUCAUCCUCCCCGACGUUGGCGUCUCCGCCCGUAUCUACCGCCCCUCCUCCGCGUCCGCUGCCACGAAGCUCCCCCUCGUCGUCUACUUCCACGGCGGGGCCUUCAUCAUCUCCUCCAUCGCCGACCCCAAGUAUCACUCCAGCCUCAACGCCCUUGUCGCCGAGUGCAACAUCGUCCUCGUCUCCGUUGACUAUCGCCGAGUCCCCGAGCACUCCCUCCCUGCCGCCUACGAUGACUCCUGGGCUGCUCUGCAGUGGAUCGCAUCGGAGGAAGCCCGGUGCGAGCCGUGGCUCAGGGACCAUGCGGACUUCGACCGGCUCUUCCUCGUCGGUGACAGCGGCGGCGCCAACAUGUCGCACCACCUGGCCAUGCGACUCAGGGAUGACGUACUCGGCAAGCGGGUCAAGCUCUCGGGGAUCGCGAUGUUACAACCCUACUUCUGGGGCGAGACCCCGAUCGGGGUAGAGGUGUCGGACCCUGGUCGGAAGGCGUGGGUGGACAGCUGGUGGCGGUUCGUGUGCGUGUCGGACAAGGGGUGCGACGACCCGCUGAUCAACCCGUUCGCGGACGGGGCCACCGGUGUGGACGGGCUGGCGUGCAAGAAGGUGCUGGUUAUCGUGAGCGAGAAGGACAUUCUGAGGGACAGAGGGAGGAUGUACUACGAGAAGCUGGUGGAGAGCGGCGGGGCGGCGGUGGCGGCGGAGUUCAUGGAGAUCGAGGGCGUGGAUCACGUGUUCCAAAUCAUGGACCCAAGCUGCGAGAAGGCGAAGAGGCUGUACAAACGGGUGGCCUCGUUCGUUAACGGCGAUGGUGGUGAUCACAAGGAGGAGACUGUGGAGUGAAAGGUGCUGGAAACAAUGAGAAAUGUCGGGGGGCGAUUACAGUCUUUCGUUUACUUUUUUGCCUGUGGUGACUACAGUUCCAGUCGUCGUCAAAAUCAAAUUGUCGCUUUUACAUUCUUGGGCACGGCAAUUGUGGGUAGCUUUUUCACGAAUUCCUGGUUAUUUAACUGUUAUUUUCUGU